CCGAAUCUAGCUUCAUUUGUUGUGCCUACUAACUUAGAUAAGGAAUGGGAUUCCACAUUCACCUGCUCUCGGAAAGGAGAAGCGCAUUUUGGGGAUUUCUCGAUGAUGCAGCGUCCCAUGUGUCCCGCACCAUCACAUUCCAGUGCCCUCGUGAUUUAUAUGUUUGUCGCGCUGGCCCGGUUUGUCCUAAUGGCUCUCAUUGAGUCAUUCAUACAACUGAUUUGCUGGGAAAAGCAACUGAUGGCGCGCCGUGCCAUCCCCGCAUGUGCUUCAAGCCUCCUCGUACGCUAUUAUCAUACACUGCUUCGAAGGACAACUCCGUACAGUCAGUGCAUGUGUUUUGUUUCUCAAAGGACCGACAGCUACUCAUCUCCUUUGAUUGAGCAGCGCUAGUAAGGCACAUGUGAUCGAGCCCGGCUGUGAAAUUGGGAAUACCGCCGUUGCAAACUGCCGCUUGCCCAACAGACACUCUUGUUACUCCUCGCCUUGGCAUCAUGGCUUAGAUCCUAGGGACGCAGAUUUUGGGAUGUACGUGCAGUGACUUGGCAUAAACUAGGUGGUGGUUGGUUGGCCAGAGACAUUUCACCCUGAGACAGACUCUGGGCACCGUACGGAUGACGCGCUCUCUUGGG
Messenger RNA from Emericellopsis atlantica, 632 nucleotides. RefSeq lists its product as uncharacterized. Lineage: Eukaryota; Fungi; Ascomycota; Sordariomycetes; Hypocreales; Bionectriaceae. The record is from RefSeq and is a predicted model, not a curated record. The coding region runs from base 103 to 393 and encodes 96 amino acids. The transcript has a single exon.